AUGCCAGUGAAGUGCAGUGCGUGUUGCAAGUAUAUGUCAGUUAUAGAGGGCAUUGUUUGUCCCAGUUGUAAGGAGUCAAACCACAGAUCGUGUGUAAACAUACCUAAGGAUGCUCAAGUGCACAGCUCCUGGCUAUGUCCGAGUUGUAAAGCCAGGCUGCCAACGAGGAAUGAAAAUAGCACGCCCCUUCGUGGUAUGAGUGCCGCCUACGUGUUGGACGCCUCCAUGUCCGAGCCGACGGUUGUCACCCAGCCAGCCAGCAUAGAGCUGGAUGAUACUGCUGGCGUGCUUAACAACACAGCGCUCGACAAUACAGUGGAGUGCGGGGGGCCGGAGUCCGACCUGUCUACAGAAUUGCGGCAGUUCCGGGAGGAGAUGCGGCGGACUCGAGAGGAGUUCCGCGCAUUCCGCCAGGACAUGCAGGAUCUGCGUGCCCUGGUGUCCUCAUGUGACACACGGCUUAGCAAGCUGGAGACUAGGGUCGACGAAAUGGAGCGGAUUGCGGGUAUGGGCGGAGACGGAGCCCACGGUGAGCUCAUCGGUAUGCUGGAGAGCACAGUCGCCCAGCUGAGGCAGGAUCUCGAUGAUCGUGAUCAGGAGCUACUCCUGAACGACAUCGAGAUCUCAGGAGUCCCCGAGGAGAAUGGAGAGAGCGUCGCCCACCUCGUUACGGCGUGCGCCGCGAAGCUCGGCGUGACGGUCGACGAACGUGACAUCGUUAGGUGUAUGCGUGUGGGUGGGCGGCGCGAGGGGAGCGAGGGCAAGCCGCGCCCGCGCAACAUCGCCGUGCGCCUCGCCCGCCGCUCCACUCGCGACCGGUUCCUCCAUGAAGCGCGCGUGCGGCGCACCGCCACCACGGAGGGAACGGGCCUACGCUCUGAGCCUCGGCGAUUUUAUGUAAACGAGCGGCUCACAAAAAACAAUCGCAUGCUGUUCGGCCGAGCGCGUAAAUUAGCUAGCUCUUUAAGUUGGCGGUAUGUAUGGACGCGUGACGGCAAAAUUUUUACCCGCCGAGACCAGGGCGAUCCGGUAAACCGGAUUAGGUCGGAAAAAGACCUAGUUAGUGUUUUUGGUCCGGCGCGCGUUCGUCCUGCUCCCGCAGCUGGCGAGAGCAAUGUACUUAUUGAUGCGAUAUAA
Molecule: messenger RNA, 1137 nt
Organism: Pectinophora gossypiella (pink bollworm)
Lineage: Eukaryota; Metazoa; Arthropoda; Insecta; Lepidoptera; Gelechiidae
Exons: 1
Coding region: 1-1137 (378 amino acids)
Source: RefSeq, a predicted model, not a curated record